Aspergillus versicolor CBS 583.65 is the source of this 2664-nucleotide messenger RNA. RefSeq lists its product as uncharacterized. The transcript is spliced from 10 exons. The record is from RefSeq and is a predicted model, not a curated record. NCBI's taxonomy places the organism in Eukaryota, Fungi, Ascomycota, Eurotiomycetes, Eurotiales, Aspergillaceae. The coding region runs from base 1 to 2664 and encodes 887 amino acids.
AUGUUGACAAGAGAAUUCAUUGACGACAGCUUGUACAAUCCCCAUUAUGGCUACUUCUCCAAGCACGCGACCAUCUUCAGCCCCGGGGAGCCAUUUGAUUUCAACCACAUCGAAGAUGGACCAGCUUUCCACCGGAUGUUGGGUGAGCGUUAUGCGGAGUUCGAAGAUGUAUUAGACGAAAAGCAGCCAGACGAGGCCCGCCAGCUUUGGCACACUCCGACUGAAUUGUUUCGGCCCUACUACGGCGAAACCAUUGCCCGCUAUUUGGUGUCGAAUUAUAAGCUGACGCUGUACCCCUAUCACGAUCUUACCAUCUACGAAAUGGGCGCGGGAAACGGAACGUUGAUGAUUAACAUCCUCGACUUUAUCCGCGACACAGACUACGAAGUCUAUCAGCGAACCAAAUUCCGGAUCAUUGAAAUCUCCCCAGCUUUGGCUGGACUUCAGAUGAAAAACUUGACGGAUUCACUCUAUGCUGCGGGCCAUUUGGAUCAUGUUGAGAUUAUCAACAAGUCCAUCUUCGAGUGGGACACCUACGUGCACUCGCCAUGCUUCUUCCUUGCGCUCGAGGUGUUUGAUAAUUUCGCCCAUGAUGCUAUUCGCUACGACACCAAGACAGAGUUACCCCAGCAGGGCGGGGUGUUAAUUGAUGCAGACGGUGAAUUUCACGAAUUCUACACCCCCAUGCUGGACCCCGUGGCUUCCCGGUUCUUGCGUGUCCGUCAAGCUGCAGCUCGGCGCGGAUUCUCCCAUCCACUGGGCCCGCGACUCAUGCGGCAAGUCCGCGGAGCCUUGCCCUUCCAGAAGCCUUCCACCACUACUGAGUACAUUCCCACGCGACUAAUGCAGUUCUUCGAUAUCCUUGAUAAUUAUUUCCCGGGCCACCGACUGUUAGCUAGCGAUUUCAGCACCCUUCCGGAUGCCGUGCCGGGGAUAAAUGCGCCGGUAGUACAAACACGUUACAAGAGGAGAACUGUGCCGGUCUCUACUCCUUUUGUCCAUCAGGGCUAUUUUGACAUCUUCUUUCCCACAGAUUUCGAUGUCGUUGAGGACGUCUAUCGAGCCGUCACUGGGAAGCUGACGCAAGUAGCAAGCCACGAAGAUUUUGUGCGACGCUGGGCGUAUCCGCACUGGAAACCCAUCGUUGAUCAAAAACGCCUCACCCAAGUCCUAUCCAUCCCUUCCUCCUGGCGCCUCCCUCAGUCCACCGUCGCCUCUGAUGCCACUACUCUCGAAACAAUACGCAACUGUGGCAUCCUGUCGGCCAAAGAGCUUGAAUGGACAGACAUCGAUGAUAUCACGGAGUUAUUGCGCCUUCUUGCCUCGCGCGAGGUAAGCUCCGUUCAGCUAACAACAGCAUUCUGUAAGCGCGCCGCCGUAGCGCAGCAAAUGACGGGCUGCUUGACGGAGAUCUUCUUUGAUCGGGGACUCGAGAGAGCAAAGUUUUUGGACGAGGAGCUUAAGCGGACGGGUCGUACGUCGGGACCGUUACAUGGCCUACCGGUUUCUGUGAAGGAUCGGUUUGAUGUUGAGGGGUUUGAUACUACUGUUGGCUGGGUUGGGCUGGCUAACAAGCCGGCGGCCAAGUCUGACUCGGUUGUUCAACUGUUGGAGUCUAUGGGGGCGGUUCUGUAUGUGAAGACGAAUGUGCCCCAGUCGUUGAUGAUGUCCGACUCCUAUAACCACGUCUUUGGCCAGUCCGUCAACGCCUUUAAUAGAAAGCUCAUCUCUGGCGGUAGCUCCGGGGGUGAAGGUGCUCUAGUCGGUGCUGGUGGAAGUGUUUUGGGAAUUGGAACGGACAUAGGAGGCUCAAUUCGCCACUAUCUUGUUCCUCCGGUGGCAGGGCCUAUGGCUAGAAGCCUUUCGACAGUAGAGUACUUCAUGCAGAGCCUGCUGGACUCAAAUCCCUGGGAUAUUGACCCAGGCUGCAUCCCAAUUCCCUGGAGAAAGGACAUAUCAGCGCUGCCGGCAAGAAAGCUGAGGCUAGGUAUUAUCUACGACGAUGGAAUUGUUCGACCACAGCCACCUGUUAUGCGAGCAAUGCGAGAGACAGCACAAAAGCUGAAAGAUGCGGGUCAUGAAGUAAUCGAAUGGGAUACGUCUCUUCACGUAGAAGGCACAGCCCUAUGGACGAAAUCCAUCCUUUCUGAUGGCGGCCACCACUGUCGCCAGCUCUGUGCCCUCGUCGACGAACCUCUUAUCCAAGGAAUGGCCGUCGGGACCCCCACAGACGAGCUUUCAACUACAGAAAAAGAAAAGACAGAAGAAGCAAAAUGGGCCUUCCAGGAAACCUAUCUGAAGCAAUGGGUCUCCAGUGGCAUCGAUGCACUACUCCUCCCUGUGACGCCCUGGGUAGGCUACAAGCCCAAGACGUGGGUCAAGAGCUUUCAGUGGCUAGGUUAUACUGCGUUAUACAAUUUAUUGAACUACGCGGCCGUGACUGUCCCCGUUAUUACUGCAGAUGAAAAACUUGAUAGCCCCAAGAAUGAUCAGGAAUGGGCGGCUCAUGUUCCAAGGAAUGAGUCUGAUCGGUUUAAUUAUGAGCAGUACGACAUUAAUUUGGUUAAGGGUAUGCCAGUGACAGUUCAAAUCGUUGGCGGGAGGUUUGGGGAGGAAAGGGCCAUUUCGGUUGCGAAAGUUAUAGAUGGCCUUCUUGAUCGUUAA